Messenger RNA from Talaromyces proteolyticus, 1247 nucleotides. Its product is annotated as DNA-directed RNA polymerase I subunit RPA34.5-domain-containing protein. Gene Ontology annotation, biological process: transcription by RNA polymerase I. The transcript has 2 exons. The coding region runs from base 172 to 1098 and encodes 308 amino acids. Lineage: Eukaryota; Fungi; Ascomycota; Eurotiomycetes; Eurotiales; Trichocomaceae. The record is from RefSeq and is a predicted model, not a curated record.
AAAAAAGUUGCCCGCAACGUUGAAUAACAAUGCUGAUGCUGUCGUUUGCAGAUCCUCCAUGGAUCACAUUACUACGAGAUAUUAUAUACUUGUCCAUUAUUGAAAGUGGAAUUACUGCUUCAGCUACUUUCGUCUUGAUAAUAUCAAAACCGCAUUGAAGAGAGCUUCGCAAUGGGGAAAUUACUGAGCGAAGAGGUCGUUGUCAGCGACGACUCCGACGAGUCGAUGGAAAGCGCACCUGAAGCAGAGACUACUGCAGCAGACCGCUCAAGUUCUGAUUCAGAAAGUGAUAGUGGAAGUUCAUCUGGAUCAGAGUCGGAGGAAGAUACCAAUGACAAACCAAGCAAUAUCAAACGCACAGCCAGGUCUACAGCAUUCGUGCCCCCAGCAGGCUUCAAAGCAUCCAAGUCCAAAACCCGCCCAACGUCAUCCGCGUCGUCUGCGCUUUCAAACCUCGAGGGGAAACAGAUCUUCCACAUCGCCGCACCAUCAUUCUUACCGCUUUCCAAAAUCCGAGAGAUCACCCUCGAAAAAGCAUUACACGGCGAACCUGUCCUGACUCAUCAGGGGGUAGACUACGGAAUCCCGGCCGAUGCGCAACAGAAGCAGGGUACACAAGCGCUGAUGGUUUACGACGAGAAGACAGAUGCAUACGUCAGGAAAGAUAUCAAGAAGAUACAAAGCUACACAUUCCAAGAACUGGUGCGGCUGCCAGGUCAGGACGCGCUGCAUGUACAAGCUCCACAGGACACGCAACGCCCAGCACGGCCACAACCGAAGCAUCUGAAAAUGCGGUUUCAUCCUGUAGGAAGCGGAAAUAUACCCGCCGAGACGGUUGGCUCGAGUUCCGAGUCAGAAGCGGAUGAGCCUGCGUUUCGGGUUCCGUCGGGGCAGCACAAGAGAAAAGCAGAGGGGGUGGAAGGAUCGGAGAAGAAGAAGACAAAGAAUAUUAUCACCUCGUCACAAGCUUCGUCUGGUGCCGGGGAAAGGGAACGUGGGGAUGCGAAGAAGAAGUCUUCCAAACACCGGAAUGAGACGAGUCAAGAACGGAGAGCAAGGAAAGAAGAUAGAAAGAAACGCAAGACUGAGAAGAAAUGAGGCGAAAAGUGAUUUUACAUUGCGGCGUUACUAUUUACCAUUUACCAUGUUUUGUUUGUACAGCAUUGAUCAAUCUGGGCUUGCAUUUUUUUUUCUAUUCGGGUAUAAAUGAGAUUGAUAGACAGUUCGCAUUUAGUGUCGUCACCUGA